Messenger RNA from Loxodonta africana (African savanna elephant), 5126 nucleotides. RefSeq names its product regulatory factor X2 (gene RFX2). Gene Ontology annotation, biological process: regulation of transcription by RNA polymerase II. NCBI's taxonomy places the organism in Eukaryota, Metazoa, Chordata, Mammalia, Proboscidea, Elephantidae. Gene Ontology annotation, molecular function: DNA-binding transcription factor activity, RNA polymerase II-specific; RNA polymerase II cis-regulatory region sequence-specific DNA binding. The coding region runs from base 160 to 2391 and encodes 743 amino acids. The transcript has 17 exons. Gene Ontology annotation, cellular component: nucleus. The record is from RefSeq and is a predicted model, not a curated record.
GGGAGCGGGAGGAGGAGCGGCCGCCGCCGCCGCCGCCGCCGCCAUAGAGACUGUAGCCGUGGAGACUGUUACUUACCAACGGGGACCAACACGCAGCAGCCGCCGCCGCCGCCGCGGGAGCCGCUGCCCGAACUCCCGGCCCGAACUCCAGAGCUGAGCAUGCAGAAUUCCGAGGGUGGAUCGGAGUCGCCAGCUUCCGUGGCUCUGCGUCCGUCUCCGUCGGCAGCAGCCCCAGCACCCGGGGCCCAGCCCGUGCCCGCCUCACCGCAGUUCAGUGACAUUAACUGCAUUCUUCACCUGCCACCAUCACCGAUAUCCGUUUCCAUCUGUUCUUACCUCUUCAUGGAAGUUUUCUCAUACCUCAGAAGUUACCCUGUCAUCCUGGAAUACAUUAUGGAUAAGACAAGAAAUAAGCGGGUGUUGGUCCAGGCAGCGGGCUCGGCUCCCAAAGGGGCCCAGAUGCAGCCGAUUUCCCUCCCCAGGGUGCAGCAGGUGCCGCAGCAGGUCCAGCCGGUGCACCACGUCUACCCGGCCCAGGUGCAGUACGUGGAGGGGGGCGACACCGUCUACACCAAUGGAGCCAUACGGACAGCCUACACCUACAAUCCUGAGCCCCAGAUAUACGCCCCAAGCAGCGCCGCGUCCUACUUCGAGGCCCCGGGUGGUGCCCAGGUGACUGUGGCGGCCUCGUCCCCGCCGGCAGUCGCGUCCCACAGCAUGGUGGGCAUCGCCAUGGACGUCGCAGGGACCCCCAUCGUCUCCAGUGCAGGCGCCUAUCUCAUCCACGGGGGGCUGGAGAGCACGAGGCACUCGCUGGCCCACACGUCCAGGUCGUCGCCAGCCACGCUUGAAAUGGCGAUUGAAAACCUCCAAAAAAAUGAAGGGAUUACAUCACACAAAAGCAGUUUACUCAACAGCCACCUCCAGUGGCUGUUGGAUAAUUACGAAACGGCCGAAGGCGUGAGCCUGCCCAGGAGCUCCCUCUACAACCACUACCUUCGACACUGCCAGGAACACAAGCUAGACCCUGUGAACGCUGCCUCCUUUGGGAAACUGAUCCGCUCCGUGUUCAUGGGCCUGAGGACACGACGCCUGGGAACCAGGGGCAACUCCAAGUACCACUACUAUGGGAUCCGCCUGAAGCCAGAGUCCCCGCUGAACCGGCUGCAGGAGGACACGCAGUACAUGGCCAUGCGGCAGCAGCCCAUGCACCAAAAGCCCAGGUACCGGCCGACCCAGAAGACAGACAGCCUCGGGGACAGCAGCUCCAACAGCAGUCUGCACAGCACACCGGAACAGGCCAUGGCCGCCCAGAGCCAGCACCACCAGCAGUACAUAGAUGUCUCCCACGUCUUCCCGGAGUUCCCGGCCCCAGACCUGGGCGGUGUGCUACUGCAGGGGGACCUCACACUGCGCGACGUCAAGGCCCUGCAGCUGGCCUACAGGCGGCACUGCGAGGCCACGUUAGAUGUCGUGAUGAACCUCCAGUUCCACUAUGUGGAGAAGCUCUGGCUUGCUUUCUGGAGCUCCAAAGCCACCGCCAGCGACGGCCCCACCUCCAUAGCUACCAGUGAAGAAGAGCCAGAAGGUGCCAUCAUCCCGAAGGACAAGCUGAUUUCCCUGUGCAAACAGGACCCCAUCCUGAGGUGGAUGCGGAGCUGCGACCACAUCCUGUACCAGGCGCUGGUGGAGACGCUCAUCCCCGACGUGCUGCGGCCCGUGCCCAGCACCUUGACACAGGCCAUCCGUAAUUUUGCCAAGAGCUUAGAAGGCUGGUUGACAAAUGCCAUGAGCGACUUUCCCCAGCAGGUCAUCCAGACCAAGGUCGGCGUGGUCGGUGCCUUUGCCCAGACUCUGCGGAGAUACACGUCGCUCAACCACCUGGCACAGGCGGCCCGGGCGGUGCUGCAGAACACAUCCCAGAUAAACCAGAUGCUUACCGACCUCAACCGCGUGGACUUCGCCAACGUGCAGGAGCAAGCGUCGUGGGUAUGCCAGUGCGAGGAGAGCGUGGUGCAGCGGCUGGAGCAGGACUUCAAGCUGACCUUGCAGCAGCAGAGCUCCCUGGACCAGUGGGCCAGCUGGCUGGACAACGUGGUCACCCAGGUCCUGAAGCAGCACGCCGGCAGCCCCAGCUUUCCCAAGGCCGCGAGGCAGUUUCUGCUGAAGUGGUCCUUCUAUAGUCCAUCUUGGUCUAGGCACUCUGCUGAAACCCAUUCAGGAUCCUACCCCGAUGGCAGGCAGUGGUGGUUGUGCUUGAGGUACCUUGGCCGGGAAUCAAACGGAGGGCCCCUGCAUGGAAGGCCAGAAUUCUACCCCGGAGAGCUCUUCCCAGCCCAGCAGGAAGGGCGACAGUUCUCCACAGAAAGGAAACCAGAACGCAUACAGUAGAAUGUCACUCAGCCUCAGAGAGAAAUGAAGGCCUGACACAUGCCACAACAUGGAUGAACCUCGAAAACAUUAUGUCAAGCCAAAGAAGUCAGACGCAAAAGGACAGAUACUGUUUGAGCUCCCUCCUGGUGACCCCUGUGUGCAGAGUAGAACUGCCCCAUAGGGUUUUCAAGGCUGUGACCUUUCAGAAACAAAUCGCCAGGCCUGUCUUCUGGGGGCCUCUGGCUGGGUUCGAACCACCAGCCUUUCAGCUGAUAGUCAAGUGCUUAACCAUUGGCAUCACCCAGGAUUGCCUUUGAAAUAUCUAGAAUAGGCAAGUGUACAGAGAUCAGUUUGUUUGUGGUUACCAGGACAGGAGGGAGAGGGAAAGGGGGGACUCAUUGCUUAGGGGACACUGAGCUUCUAUUCAGGGUGAUGGAGGAAUCCGGGGACAGAUAAUGGAUGGCUGACCCACAUGAUGAACAUAAUUCAUGUCACUGACUUGUCCAUGUGAAGACUGUUGAAAUGUCACAUACUUUGUUACGUAUAUAGUCACCACGUAUGUUACAUAUACAUCCUGGAUGUCAGAAGUCAUGGGGUUAAAACGGGGCACUGCAGAGACCUCCAUGGACUGACUGGAGAGAUGGUCCCGCCUGCUCAGCACCCGGAAUGCUGGCGGCCGGGCCGUGCCCACCCCUGCUGGUGGGCAGAGCUUGGAGAUCCUGUCUGGUCUGGAGAAAAGGCCUGUAGAUACUAGGAGUGGAAAUCCUGCGGAGAAACGCCAGGUUCCUGCCUCACACAUUUUCGGAAGCUCAGCCCCUCUGCAAACGGACACCUGUCUGAGUUCCUCAAGCUUUCUAGUGCAUGUUACAGGUUGCCUUGUGUCCCUCAAAAGAGCUGUUGAAGUCCUAACCACCGGGACCUGUAAAUGUGACCUUGUUUGGAAACAGGGUCUUUGAAGAUGUUACUAGUUCAGUUAACAGGAGGUCAUACUGGAGGAGGGUGGUUUCUACUCUAACAUUACUGAUUGCGAUGGUCAGUUUUCUGUGUCAGCUUGGCUAGGCUCUGGCUCCCGGUUGUUUGGCCAAAUGCUAGUCUAGAUGCUGUUAUGAAGUAGUAGUUAAGUGUGAUUAAAUCAGUUGGCCUUAAGUAAAGCAGAUGACCUUCCAUAACGUGGGUGGGCCUCACCCCAUCAGUUGAAGGCCUGAGGAACAAAAAGGGAGUUUUCCCAAGGUCGUGUUAUUAUCCAGACUACAAACAGACAUCCACCAGGACUCCUCAACUCUUCACUCUUGUCAUCGUCUUACCUAUAGAAUCUCCAGCCUAUUGCCUGAACUACAGAUUCUAGGCUUGCCAGCACCCACAAUCUUGUGAGCCAGUUCUUUAAAACAGAUAGACGAAUGGACAGACGGAUAGGUAAAUCCUGGUUCUGUUUCUCUAGAGGGCCCUGACUGAGCAUUUUGGAACUGAGAGUGAGUGGUGGUGUGCAGAAAGAGCAGAUGAGACACAGACAUAUACUGGUGGAGGAAACCUUGUGAGGAGCUGUCUACAAGCCAAGGAAUGCCUGGGGUUACCAACAAAGAGGGAUCUCCCCCUAGAGAUGAUGCCCUGAUUUGGACUUGUAGCUUCCAGAACUGUGAGAAUGAGCAAUUUCUGUUUUUAAAAGCCACCCACUUGUGGUAUUUAUGUUAUGGCAGCACUAGAUUCCAGAGUCCAUGCACAGCCUGGCCCUGGGACAUUUCAAAUAAUUCAAUAAACUGGUUUGUUAUCUGCCGUCCUUCCUGACUCAUCUGCACCCAAUUGCUGAAACAUAAGCUGUUUGGGCAGUGCUUAUAUUGUGUCUCUCAUCUUUCCGUGUCUCUUUCUGCUCUUUUUAUUGCUUCAAGAUUGAUUAGACGUAGAUAACCAGGAUAAUGUAAGUUUUGAGAUAGGACAUGCGGAGUUUGGGGCUAUGUGGCACAGGUGUUUGUGGGCCAGAGGUUUUGAUCAAGUGCCGUGUUAUGUAAUUCCUUUGGAUCGAGAGUUGGUAGAAUUUUUCCGUAAAGAGCUGGAUAAUAAAUAUCUUUGGCUUUGCAGGCAGUGUGGUCAGUUGCCACUACUCAUCUCUGUGGCUGAAUCAGGAAAGUAGCUGGAGAUGAUCUGUCAAUGAAUGUUCGUGCCCGUGUGCCAAUAAAAUUUUAUUUAUGGACACAGAAAAUGAAUCUCAUAUCAUGUGCGCAUCUCACGAAAUAGUCUUUUUUUUUUUUUUUUUUAACAAAGUUUGUUAAAAAUGUACAAACUGCAAGCUUUCAGGCUGUACAAAAACAGGCACAGGACUGAAUUUGGCCCCUGGAUUGUAGUUUGCCAAUCCCUGCUGUAGAUGAGAGAGACUUAAACAUCCUGAAAGUCUGUCUUGUGUUCAAACCACAGACUCUGAGGAGUGAAAGGAGGAGGGCUAAGGAACUGGGGCCUUACUGACUGGGGGGAGCCAGCUUCUAGUCUCUGCUCUGACCUGGAGUAUUUAUCCAAGAACGCAGCUCUUAAGGCUGUACUGGAGACACGCACACUGAGGUUUUCAAGUGGCCUCUUGUAAGGGCAAGUGCUCCUGUCGCCCGUGUUCCCUCUGGCGGAGAGGCCCAUCCCCACCCAUCAGUCCCACCUGAGGUCACAGCUGUGACGUUGGCGAUGGGGAGGCCCCUCGUAAGCCAGGAGGGUCUAAGGAGCACCCGAGGAGCACGGAGCCCGAGGGUAGCUGGGUCAGGUUGCCCGUGGCCCCA